Molecule: messenger RNA, 1839 nt
Organism: Cokeromyces recurvatus
Lineage: Eukaryota; Fungi; Mucoromycota; Mucoromycetes; Mucorales; Mucoraceae
Exons: 7
Coding region: 19-1629 (536 amino acids)
Molecular function (GO): RNA binding
Source: RefSeq, a predicted model, not a curated record
GUUGAAAAUAAAAUAAACAUGGAUCGUAAUAAUCGUUUUCCACCCUAUGAUAGAACACCUCCAAGACAACAACAACAACAGCCACUUUAUGGAGGAAUUCCACAACAACAGCCACAAAACUUUCGUCGUGAUGAAUAUGAUGGUGGUAAUCAAAGUGGAAACAUGAGUCGUAAUAGAGGAGGAGGGGGUGCUAUGAGAGAUCAUAGAGGAAGGCGAGGUAAUAAUGACAAUAAGCCAUACAAUAAAAGAGGACACCGUUCUGGUAACUUUAAAGGAAAAAAUGAGUAUCAAGAUGAAGCUGAUCAAUAUGGAUAUGAUGAUGAUAAUUCACGUUUACCUCCUCAUAUUGAAUCAAGAGUAGCCCGAGAAAAGCCUUGUAGAACAUUAUUCGUAAGAAAUGUUCAGUAUAAUACUCCUGAGAAUGAGAUUAGAGCUUUGUUUGAAAAAUAUGGUGAAGUGAAAGAUGUAUUUAAUUUAAUUGAAAAUAGAGGCAUGAUUUUUAUUACCUAUUAUGAUGUUCGUGCUGCUGAGGAUGCUAAGAAAGCAAUGCAGGGAGUAUAUUUAAGUGAUAGAAAAAUUGAUGUACAUUAUUCUUUACCAAAAGAAGAGGAGGAAAAAGCAAGAUGUGAUAGAACUAAGAAUCAGGGUACUUUACUUUAUACUCUUAAGAAUUCAAGUACUGAGUUAGAUGAUAAUGAGUUACAUACAUUUUUCUCUCAAUUUGGUGAAGUUAAGGCUAUUCGUGUACCCCAUUUCAAAAAAAGUACAGCUCAUCAUUAUAACCCAAGUGAAAGAAAUCAGCAACGAUUAGUUGAGUUUUAUGAUUCAAGAGCUUGUGUUGAUGCAUAUGAUGCAACUUAUGAUAAAGAAUAUAAGGGCGGUAAAUGGGAUGUUGCAUUCUUUUGGGAUCAUCCAUAUAAGGAACGUGCUAAUGCCCAUAUGAGAAGGGAAAAAAAUCAAGAUAGAGGAGAUGAUGGUAGAGGUAGAAAGCGUAAUAAUAAUGAGCCUCCAAUGAGACAUAGUAGUCGUGACAAUUAUAACAUGUAUCGUAAUGAAGAUAAUAGUCGUUAUCCUCCUCCUCCUCCUCUUCCUCCCAUUUCCUCGCAUUAUAGUAACCUAGAUCCUAGAUUACAAUAUAAUCCAUCACUUUCGCAACAACAACCAUCUAAUUUUGCUGGACCGUCAACUAUUAUGCCUGAUGGACAGAGACUUGAACAAGCGCAGAAAGCGCAACAAAUAUUAUCAAUGUUAGCUCAAACACAGCAACAACAACAACCACAACAUGCUCUACAGCAGCCAGUAGCUACUUCACUCACAUCUCCUUUCCAACCCACAAAUAUUCAAUCACCUCCUGUUCAACAACAAGCGCCUUCAAUAGCUUCAUUUGUUCAACCCGUUCCUCCUACAGAGGACCAAGCUUCUCAAGUUCAACAGUUGCUAGGUUUAUUGAAUCAAGCUGCUCAGCAACAGCAACAGCAACAGCAGCAGCAACAACAACAGCCACCACCAGUACAGCCACAAGCUGUUAUGCCAUCUAACGUAGCUCCUAUCCCUGGUAUGGAUCCUGCAACUGCUUUGUCUCAAUUAGCUGCAUUGAUUCAACAGCAACAACAACACCAAAACCAAUAAGAUAUAUAUAUCUGUGUGUGUAUUUAUUCUAUAGCUUUUAGUUACAAGUUAACAUUAGUUAUAGUUUUAAGCCUAUAUAAAAAAAAUGUAUUAUAUAAGCAAACUAUGUAUUUUUUUUUUCAGCGCAACCCGCAAUCUAGAUGAAUGGAUACUUGUGUGAUAAAAAUAGUUACAAAAUAUUUUUGACGUUUUUUUUUAGUAGUAGUUUGG